CAGACACAAAUCCUUUCCCAUCACGCCCAUGGUAUCCUCUCAACUAAUAAAGCACCAACCCAGAGAGUGUUAGCCUUAGUUACCCUUCAGCUUUUCAAUUCAGGGGUGGAUUUAGGGGGUAACACAAUCCAGUGGAAAGAAUGCUGGAUUUACAGUCAGAGAACCUAGGUUCUAAUCCUAGCUUUGCUACUCAUUUCCUGUGUGACUCAAUUUCUUCAUCUGUAAAAUGAAGAUUAGGUAGAUUCAAUGACUUCAAAGGUCUCUUCUAUCUAUGAUUCUCUGAUCUCUAAAAUUAUUUGAAAAAGGUAGUUAUUGUUUUAAAAUUAAGUGGUCGGGCAGUUCCAGAAAGGCCCAUUUUGCAUUCAUUCCUUUUUGUGCUUUGCAAUCAUUUCAGUCCUUAGACCAAAGUGGUAAAACAGGAUUUUCCUUUCUUCCCUUGGUGGUCUCAUUCCCUGCAGCUUGUUCAUAAGGCGAGGCUAUAUCCCCCAACAUAACAAUUUUUGUCUGAUUCAUUAACAGGCUAGUCAUUAUUUAGGAAGUAACCCUUCCCCAAAGAGCUGACACGUUCACUCUGAUCCCGAAACAGGAAACAGCACCAACAUUUUCCUUCAACUGUAAAAUCUCAGCUCUGCUGCCUCUCUAAUAACUCCCCGUCCCCUGGCCCAUCUACCCUAGUGGAGAAUCUAAGAGGUCGUGGCAAAAAAGGAGGCUCCUGUCAGCCCAGGAACGCCUGCCCUCACUGACCUCGGUAGCAAUGUUGCCUCUCAUCGCUGGAGAUAACCUUGGUGAUUUCAGCAAAUAAGAAGAUCCAGAAUGCUUACUGACCCAUGACUCCCAACAGUAUGUCAGAAAAUGGCCUUCCAGCAUGGGACAAGCGGAAGCCUCCUCCGCCUCCCCCUGACCAAGACUACCCCUGGGGCCUCGUAGGAAUGUCCGAAGACUGCUUACAUAGGAAGGGCCACUCAGAGAGCAGCGGCGGGCUGUUGAAGAGUGAGCCGCCGCCACCGGCAUCCCGGCUCCAGACGACAGCAGCUUGGACUAGCUCAGUGUUCCACCUGGACCCGGGCGAAGCCCACGAGCAGGGCGUGGCGAGCACCCAGGCCGACCCCACCGAAGAGAAGAAAUGUAAAGGGUACAUACCCAGUUACUUAGACAAGGACGAGCUAUGUGUAGUUUGUGGUGACAAAGCCACUGGUUAUCACUACCGAUGCAUCACUUGUGAAGGCUGCAAGGGUUUCUUUAGGAGAACCAUUCAGAAAAAUCUCCACCCAUCCUAUUCCUGUAAAUAUGAAGGAAAGUGUGUAAUAGACAAAGUCACUCGGAACCAGUGCCAGGAAUGUCGCUUCAAGAAAUGCAUCUAUGUUGGCAUGGCAACCGAUUUGGUAUUGGAUGACAGCAAGCGGUUGGCAAAGAGGAAGCUGAUAGAAGAAAACCGAGAGAAAAGGCGCCGAGAAGAACUGCAGAAAACCAUUGGGCACAAGCCGGAGCCAACAGACGAGGAAUGGGAGCUCAUCCGAGCGGUCACAGAAGCCCACGUGGCCACCAACGCGCAAGGCAGCCACUGGAAGCAGAAGAGGAAAUUUCUGCCUGAAGAUAUUGGACAAGCUCCGAUAGUCAAUGCCCCAGAAGGUGGAAAAGUAGACUUGGAAGCCUUCAGCCAGUUUACAAAAAUCAUCACACCAGCAAUUACGAGAGUGGUGGAUUUUGCCAAAAAGUUGCCUAUGUUUUGUGAGCUGCCAUGCGAAGAUCAGAUAAUCCUGCUGAAAGGCUGCUGUAUGGAGAUCAUGUCCCUCCGAGCGGCUGUGCGCUAUGACCCCGAGAGUGAGACUUUAACCUUAAAUGGGGAGAUGGCCGUGACGAGGGGCCAGCUGAAAAACGGAGGCCUGGGGGUGGUGUCUGACGCCAUCUUUGACCUGGGCAUGUCACUGUCUUCUUUCAACCUGGAUGACACUGAAGUAGCCCUCCUUCAAGCAGUCCUGCUCAUGUCUUCAGAUCGCCCAGGGCUUGCCAGCGUUGAGAGGAUAGAGAAAUGUCAGGAGGGUUUCCUACUGGCCUUUGAACAUUAUAUCAAUUACCGCAAACAUCACGUUGCACACUUUUGGCCAAAGCUGCUGAUGAAGGUGACGGACCUACGGAUGAUUGGCGCCUGCCAUGCCAGCCGCUUCCUACACAUGAAGGUGGAGUGCCCCACAGAACUCUUUCCCCCUCUGUUCUUGGAAGUGUUCGAGGAUUAAGAAGGACUGGUUGGAUUCUCACAAUUCUGACAAUGCUACUUAUGGGGUGUCAUUCCAUUCCAUUGCCUAGCUCUUUUGUGUUUCUCUGUAUCUUGGGGGGGGGGAUUUUUGUUGUCGUUGUUGGGAGGGGAAGGCUGUUGUUGGCUUUUUCUUUUUUUGCAUUGAUAUACACAGGUGAAAAUGUCCCCUGAAUGUGGGUACAUGUGACUAUCACAGUCCGUCCUCCAGUCCGUAGGUGUGAAUGCUUUGAAAAUGGCGCAGUAGCAAGGUGGGGAGAAAGCUCAGGAGUUCACCAGCACGAAGUGAUCACCAGCGUCCAUCUUUCCCCAGUCGAUGGUGAUACAAAGUAAAGCUGCAAAACAAUGAGUGACACAUUCUGUUGUCUUGACUUAGUGAAGGACUUUAUCGAUUAGGUUCCAUUUUGUAGGGCACAAAGAAAUCUUGCAAUGAAUGUAGCUUCCAUGUAUGUGUCCCCUCCCCCCAAGCUGAUCUGUAGUAUCUCAGAUCCUUACUCUUGCUCAUUUUCUUAAGACAUCCAUCCUUUUCCUGCCCAAAUAGGAACAUAGACCUAGGACUUGGAGUGGGGCUUUAGGAGGCAUUUAGUCCAAAACCUUCCACUUUAAAGAUAGGGAAACUGAGUUCCAGAGGGGGUUAAGUGAUUUGUCCAGAGAUACAUGCCCAUUAAGUGAAAGAGCUGGGAUUUAAAGCCCAAGAACCUCUAACUCAAAACCCAGCAUUUUUUUUCCACUGUACUAUGAAUUAUAUCUUAGAUAUAUGACCGUAAGGAUAUCUGUUCUCUAUCAAGUCAGAUCUAUCUUUCAAUGGAAUAUUUCUGUGAUCCUUGCAGUUGAGUUCACACUCAAUGCAGGGAGUAAAUCAAAGAUGUAGAUGGGUUUGUUGAACUAAUGGAGUACAUACAGCAUGGGGGGAGGAAGGGGUUGGGUGAUCACAAGGAAAUUGGAAAUCUAUGCGAAGGCCAAGGACUCUACAAUGCACAGGAGAGUACUGGUUACAAGAGGCAACCACUGGGUGUGUUUAGAGAUGAAGGAAACUUGAACAUGAACCCAACAGAUUUACCGAAUGGGGUCACUUUUUAAUGGCGGUGGUUCUUCCACGUUGUCACUGAAGUUAUGUGCCCUAAUUGCCCAAGUGAGAGGUGAUCCUUAUUGAGCUGACGACUGCUUUUCCUGCAGAUUAAAUCUUCUAAUCAAAGGCAGCAGUAAAGUAUCAAUCUGAGUCUGGUUGAGGAAGUGUUCCAAGGAAAGAGAUGAGCUAGAGUUAGGUUCAAAGCAGAAGAAAAAUGAGAUAUCCAAUGGUCCCAUUGUAAACCGGUACUUUAUAGAAAUCCUCCCAUUACUCUGAGAUAUGCAUUUUUAAAAAAUCACAUACAUUAAAAAAAAAAGACACGCAUAAAAUCAAAAGAUCAUAGAUGUGGAGCUAGAAGAAAGCUCAGAGGUUACCUUUCGUUUUACAGAUGAAGAAAUUAAGGCCCAGAGAAAUUGAUUGACUUAGCUAAAUUCACAGCACUAAGCCAUGUCUGAGUGAGGAUUUGAACUCUCUGUCCUCUGUCUUUGCAGCCCGUAAGUACAUCCUACUGUCAUUCCCCAUUCCUAGCCCUUCUUUUUCCAGACUUAAAAUCUAUUGCAAGAACAUUAACAUGAAGUUGCUUGGUUUUUGUUUUGUUUUUGUUUUGAAAUCAGACUUAGAACGUUGAAUUUUCACUAUACCAUAUAGCAAGUAAGCAGGAUUUGAACCUCGCUCCAGAUCCAUGUCAUUUCCACUACAGCACACUGCCCCUCUCACCAACACUAAUAAAUUUCCCCUGAAUCCCUGUAUAGAGCUUCAUCGUUAUUUACUAGACAAAGAUAAAUUUUCACCUCUUUCCAUCUUAUUUUCUUGUACUAUUGUUCCAGAAGAGUAUUCAGAAUGGAGGUUCCUGCAGGCUGGAAGCUAGGUGGGAGUGGAUAGAGCACUGGACCAGGAGUCAGGAAGAUCUGAGUUCAAAUUUGGCCUUAGACACUUACUAUCUAUGU
Molecule: messenger RNA, 4267 nt
Organism: Phascolarctos cinereus (koala)
Lineage: Eukaryota; Metazoa; Chordata; Mammalia; Diprotodontia; Phascolarctidae
Gene: THRB
Product: thyroid hormone receptor beta
Biological process (GO): retinoic acid receptor signaling pathway; cell differentiation; thyroid hormone receptor signaling pathway
Cellular component (GO): RNA polymerase II transcription regulator complex
Molecular function (GO): RNA polymerase II cis-regulatory region sequence-specific DNA binding; zinc ion binding; nuclear receptor activity
Source: RefSeq, a predicted model, not a curated record